Linum tenue is the source of this 2826-nucleotide messenger RNA. The record is from the annotation of a GenBank genome assembly. NCBI's taxonomy places the organism in Eukaryota, Viridiplantae, Streptophyta, Magnoliopsida, Malpighiales, Linaceae.
UCAGAGGGUGCAGGCCAGAUAGCAGGGGAGCAGGCAGAGAAAGGAUGAGUACUCGUGUGGAUUUCUGUUACAACUUACUGCAACAACAACAAAAAAAACACCCCACCACCCCUUUUCUUUGCCCAAGUACACUCUUCUUCCCCCCAUUUCUUUCCUCUAUUCACUCUGCUUCCUCCCUCUCCUCCCCCCCUUCUGUUUUUGUUUGCUUUUCCCGUUUUAGAACCAUGGAAGUGACCUUCAUGUCACAGUUGCAUAACACAACAACAAGCACCACCACCACCACCACCACUGGCUCCAGCUACUGCUGCUGUUGCUGCUGCUGUCAUCAAGACAAGGAUGGCUGCUGCUUCCCCAAUCACAUCUCUCCCAUUCCUUCCUCUUCUUCAGAUGCUCAUUAUCAUAUACAUUCUUCUCCCUCUCAAACUCAACUCACACCACCACAUACCCUUUUGGCCUUUCCUUCUCCAGACAUGGCCAAGUGCAGUAAUAACGACAGCAAUAACAGCAAUGUGGAGAGGCAGAAGAAGAAGAGCAUUGAUGAUAGCAGGUGCUUGAAAGUUAGUACUGCUAAAGGGCAUUGGAGGCCUGCAGAGGAUGCUAAACUCAAGGAACUUGUUGCCCUUCAUGGCCCUCAGAACUGGAACCUCAUUGCAGAGAAGAUGGAAGCAAGAUCAGGUAAAAGCUGUAGACUGAGGUGGUUCAACCAGCUGGAUCCAAGGGUGAUCAAGAGAGCCUUCAGUGAAGAAGAGGAAGAGAAACUGAUGGCUGCUCAUAGAACUUAUGGCAACAAAUGGGCACUGAUUGCCAGGUUUUUCCCAGGGAGAACUGACAAUGCGGUUAAGAAUCACUGGCAUGUUAUAAUGGCUAGGAAAUACAGAGCACAGUCCUGGAAUAAUUGCAGGGCCAGAAGAGAGAUCAACCAGUCUUCCACUGCUAAUUGUUUUGUUGGGCAAGAAGAAUACGCUCCCAGUGGCAGCAGCCAGGAAUCAUUAUCACUCCAUUGCCCAUCUGCAACUUCCAGUGGAGGAGGAAGCACUAAUGCUGCUUCUCCUGGAGACACCAAUAGCAAAGGAGGAAAAGAAACAGUGGGAAAUUGGAAAUCAUCUUCAUCUCCAGUAUUGUUUGUUAGGAGCAGCAAUCCCAAGCCCAACUAUUUUCAACAACAACAACAAUCCCUCAUGGCCUAUGGUGUCUUUUCUGGUUUGCUCCAAAAUGCAGUUUAAAAGUUGCUUUAUUUUCCUUCUUAUCAGUGUCCACAUUGUGCUCCAUGGUUCCACUUCCAAAUCUACUACUCAUAGUUUUCCCCCAUCCAAUUGUAGAGAAAGACUUCCACUGCCAUGUGAUAAAUGACACCAUGGUUCUUCCCCAAAAUUUGCAGGUCAGGAGGGCCACUGGAGUCCCAUUCUGAAGAAGAAGCAGAGUAACAUGGUGAAAGAUGAUGGUACCACCAACACCACCACCUUCACUGCUUUCAUUGGCAAGCAAGCAUCUGGAGUCACAGUCAGUGAAGCAUCAACGUCAUCAUCAUUAUUAUCACUAUCACUAGCAAGGAACCCAGAAACCACAGCAGCAGAAGCAACAACAACAAGGGACCUAUUCAACACCAGCAAACCCUCAGCCCCACCACCACCAUUUAUAGACUUCCUUGGAGUUGGAGCCUGAAGAUACAGAAAGAUGUAAAGUUUCCAAACUAGGUAAAAGGGAGACAUGGGGAAAGAAAGAGACACUCGUGUGGGUAGUGGGUUAGGAUUAUAUAUGAGAUCAGUAUGUUAUCAUGAGCCGGGGAAAAGAUGCAUUUCCCAAGGAGGCAGUGUUUCUGGGUUAGGACUAACUCAAACAGGUUAGCUAGCUAGUAGCCUUUCAAGUUUCAACCUUCGUGUUUGUAACAAAGAAUCAAUCAAUCCUCUUUUGCCUUGUCAAUCUACUUCUUUCUGAAUUUUGCAUGUAUUUUCUUUUUUGGGUUAAGUUUACGCAGCCCCAAUAUUAAGCAUAAAAAGGGGUAGCUCUGGAAGAAGCAUGGGAAUAGCAUUAGUCCCAUUUCAGUAACAGACUUCCUUAAAUUCUGCUGCCUAAAACUGCUGGACAAUUAAAUUCCAGCAAGGAAGUGGCCAAGUGUUUUGUCAUCUCGUUUGUGUCAAACAUUCAGAACAGACAAACAAAAAACUAUUAUAAUAAUAAUAAUAUUCAUGGACGGUUACCAGAAAAUCGCAACAUGCAACAGUAAGCAAGUAACAAAACUGGGGAAAAGAGGCUUGUGGUGGGCCUUACAGCAAAAGCAGGACAACAGUGGUAGUUUUCACAAUACUGUUUCUUUUCUUCUGUGUGUUGUGUUGUUUACGUUUCACUGUGGCCUAGCAGACUUCAGGUGAGAGUUUCAUCAACUCCAUUAAAUACUAUAGAUCCCUACACACGAGGGGGUUAUUUUAUUUGACUCUGCCUCGCAUGAAUUUGAAAAGCAGGACUGUAAACAAUGUGCUUGUGGUCAAUUGGUUCAACGGUUCAUGUUGAAGAUGGAAAAAAGUAACAAUAUGAACAUAACUCCUGAACAUUAUGAAACUUGGGUUAGCGAGUGAAAACCUGUGGAAGGAGCUCCUUGACAUUCGAGGCAAGCUACAUCACACUUUCUGUUUGCCGAAUCAAAUGCUUGCACUCUGAGCUAUAGUCCCAGGUUUAGUAGAUGAGCAAGCAUCCUCAAGUUCUUGCUUCGACAGAAGCCUAGUGGAGUGAGCAAAUUUUGCUACCUGGCAGGAAUUAACGUCAGCUGGGGUUGCUGGUUGCACCAUAAAGUAGUUGUCAAGAGCUUUGAUGGUUUUAUCUAUGAAAGCC